Messenger RNA from Lachancea fermentati, 1827 nucleotides. NCBI's taxonomy places the organism in Eukaryota, Fungi, Ascomycota, Saccharomycetes, Saccharomycetales, Saccharomycetaceae. The record is from the annotation of a GenBank genome assembly.
AUGAUGAGUUCUGAGCGUCGUCCUUCUAUGGCGGAGAGACGUCCCUCGAUUAUGGGGCCAUUGUCUCCGCAUGUGGAGCACAGAGGCUCUAAUUUAAUGGUGCCACACUUGGCUGGAUUAGAAGAUCCCCUGCCGGAUUCGACACCUGGAAAUGUUGAUGUUGUAAUAGUAGGAACAGGUCUUGUGGAAAGCAUCUUAGCGGCGGCUUUGUCUUGGCAAGGUUCUAAUGUACUUCAUAUCGAUGCUAACACUUACUACGGAGAUUCAUCGGCAACUUUGACUAUCGACCAGCUUAAACAAUGGGUGCAGGAUGUUAACUCAGAUAAGAUGAAGUUCUACGAAAAUGCAAAACUUCAUGUCUCAGGUGCUAUAAGGAAUGGGAAAUACUCUUCAAGAGAUUUUGGCAUCGACUUAUCACCUAAAAUUCUAUUCGCUAAGUCGGACUUGUUAUCCAUUUUGGUCAAAUCUCGUGUCCAUCAAUACCUUGAAUUCCAAUCACUCUCAAGCUUUCAUACUUUUGAGAAUGACUCUUUCGAAAAAUUGACGAAUACAAAGCAAGAAAUCUUCACAGACCCAUCUUUGCCACUGAUGACGAAAAGAAACCUCAUGAAGUUCAUCAAAUUCGUACUAGACUGGGAGUCUCAGACAGAAAUAUGGGCAUCUUACGCGGAAGCGCCUAUCGCUACGUUUCUCGUGGAAAAAUUCAAAUUAGAUAAAGCUCAAGUUUACGAACUAAUAUUCUCGAUUGGUCUCUGCUAUAAUAUUGACGUCAAAACACCAGAAGCACUUCAAAGAAUUCGCAGGUACCUGAUCAGCUUUGAUGUAUAUGGUCCUUUUCCAGUUUUAUAUUCAAAGUAUGGUGGACCGGGUGAACUGUCGCAAGGCUUUUGCCGAUCGGCAGCUGUUGCUGGUGCUACCUAUAGGCUAAAUUUAAAGUUCAUCUCAUAUGACCCAAUCACAAAAAUGGCGCUUUUCAGUGACGGCUCAAAAGUAUCAGUCACAGAAAAAGUAGUUGUUGCUCCCACUCAAUCAUCGGAUAAUAGUAUGAACGUUCCUGAACAAAAAUACGAGGUGCAAAGGUUGACUUGCGUAGUUGAGAAGCCCUGCACAGAAUGGUUUGCAGAAGGUGAGAACGCAUCCGUUGUAGUCUUUCCACCAGAUUCACUGAAAUCAGGUAAUAAACAAGCAGUCCAGGCUCUUGUAAUGGGAUCCGGCAGUGAUAUUUGCCCCAAAGGUACUUCCGUAUGGUAUUUAAGCACAACACAAAGUGGGCCUCGUGGGGAGCUUGACCUUGAUGCUGCAUUAGAAGCACUUGAAGAGAGUAUCAUAAGGGAAUCAUCUGCAGAUCUGGAGAAUGACGAAAACAUUCUGCAAGUGGGCUCCAAUGGUCAUUUCGUUCUCAACUCUGUAAAAUUGGGCCAAUCUUUUAAAGAAUAUAUUCCAAGAGAAAAGCUACAGUUCUUAAUGAAGCUUUACUAUAAACAAUUCACUUCUACACCACCUUUUGAGGUGGUCGAUCCAUCCAUAUUUGACUUAAACAGUACGGAUGAUGAUAGGCUUAUCCCAGGUGCUAGCGACAAUGCUGUACUGUAUACAUCUCCCCCUUCUGCGGAGAUUUCAUAUGAUGAAGCGAUAACGGCAGCCAAAGUUCUUUUUCAAAGAAUAGUUGGUAGCGAUGAUGACUUUUUUGAUAUAGACUUCGAGGAUGAAGAUGAUACCGAAAAACUGAAUGAAUCCGCAAUUACUGAUGACGAAAAUAUGAAUAUGACUUUGGAUACGGGAAUGAGUGUGGAGCCUGUUGAGUUCGCUGGCGAAAUGGAAAUAUGA